AAAAACUGGCAUGUGCGCGAGGAUUUUACAGCAUCGCCACAUAGCAAGAGCGUGCCAUUGUUAUUAUACCUCAGUGGAGCCGAUCCUGCGACAAACAGAGGACAGUGUCAGCCAAGAACUAUUUCUCAAGACAUAAAAAUGCUGGUGAAAUCAAACAGCGAGUAUGACUCCUUCCUCUACUGGAGACAGCCCAUCUCCGCCCCGGACCUGUCCGAGUUGGAAGACCUGGGUGUGACCAAAAGCAAGCCAACCAAGAAGAGCAAGAAGGCCACCAAGAAACAGAAUGCCGCCCUAGCCAAGCAAAGGAAGCAGCAAGAGGCCGAAUUGUUAGAGUACACCACCUUCAACUACUGGAGAGAGCCUAUCCCCAGCAUCGACCUCCUCGACUUCAACCUGCUUCUGUGAGGACCAUCCCAUCUCAGCCUCCCAGUCAUAAGAACCUCCCUCUCCUCACACUCACCUUAUCUGAAUAACCAUGGCUUUUUGUCAAGUUUCUGGUCCACCCAAGAAGAAGUACUGAAUCUGUAUUAGUCUGUACUGUGUUUUUUUGUGUAUAACCUGUUAAUAAUACUGACAGGAUUAGGGGUAGAUGUUUUAGCUUGCAGGUGACUGGCACUGUGAAUGACAGUAUAGGCACUUCUGCUUAGGUUUACUCCACAUGCGGGCUACAUGACUCGUUUGGCUAAUGUCAACGAACAUAACUAGGUAGAAAUGGCAACAAGGUCAGCCUUUAAAUGAAUAUAAAUAGCUCCAUUGCAUACUGACUGCAAGGCUUCUGUCUCACAUUAAGGACUUACACAUUCAUAAUUUGUGAGGUAACUUGAGUAUGCAACAUCAUAUUUUUGAACACUAACAAAUGCAAAGUGCUGCCUCAUUUGAACUUAGUGAAAAUUCUUUCCCUUGACCUAAUACAUCCUUGAAGGGUAGUGCCAACCUGAGCCUUGGGAGUGUUUGCGUGUAGUAUGUAUAAGUAGGAGAACGUGAAGCAAAGCACCUCCACACAGAACAGAUAUUGUACAAGCACUUAGGGAGCCACAAACAUGACUGUCUUUUGCGCUUUGUAUUGGUUGCCUUAUGAUUUGUUUCAGACACUGAACUGACUGGCUCAAACCCACCCAAUGAAUUUUAUUUAUUAAGUAUGCUGCUUUCAGGCUGCCCUGAGUAGGCCUCAACUGAGUGCAAUGACUGAGGGUAAAUGUUAGAUUCCACAAUGCAAGUUGUGCAAAUGCAGAGCUGGCCAACUGUUUUCUUUAUUUUCUGCAUAGACUACUGCACUGUCCUGAUGUUUAGUUUGAAUGUCAAGGAAAGAAUGGAUGGAAAUGUUGAAUGAAAAUAGGGAAAUACAUGUUUUUAAUUGUCAAGACGGAUGCUGCAAGUGUUCCUGAAAUAUGGUAGUUCUAACUGGAUACUUGUAAUCAUAAAGCUAACUUUUUGUGAGAUUGUACAACGAGCAGUAAAUUCCCAAAUGUGACUCAUCAUACUUUGUCUUGACUUUUCUGAAAUAAAGGAAGAUAUCCUGUGCAUUCAA
Molecule: messenger RNA, 1528 nt
Organism: Oncorhynchus tshawytscha (Chinook salmon)
Lineage: Eukaryota; Metazoa; Chordata; Actinopteri; Salmoniformes; Salmonidae
Product: protein AF1q
Exons: 2
Coding region: 139-405 (88 amino acids)
Biological process (GO): positive regulation of release of cytochrome c from mitochondria; positive regulation of mitochondrial depolarization; positive regulation of DNA-templated transcription
Cellular component (GO): nucleoplasm; cytosol
Source: RefSeq, a predicted model, not a curated record